Molecule: messenger RNA, 1093 nt
Organism: Medicago truncatula (barrel medic)
Lineage: Eukaryota; Viridiplantae; Streptophyta; Magnoliopsida; Fabales; Fabaceae
Product: myelin transcription factor 1
Exons: 2
Coding region: 176-850 (224 amino acids)
Molecular function (GO): protein binding
Source: RefSeq, a predicted model, not a curated record
CACUUUGUCUCUUCCACAUUUCUAUUUAUCUUCUCUAAUUCUAUCAAAACAACAAGACGCUUUCUCUUUUUUUACCAGCAGCGGCCACUUCUCUCUCACUUGAAACCAUAUCCGCCGAAACCGCAUCCAAUGCCACCGUAACUGCCAUUUUCCGGCCACCUCAUCACAUUUUCCUAUGACAGAAGCAACGGCAAUGUCACUCCCGGAUGAAGUGAUGAUCGAAAUUCUUUCAAGAGUCGAUUCAAGUAAUCAUCUUGAGUUGAGGUGCGUUUGCAAGCUGUGGAAAUCGUUAUUUCUUGAUCCAAUUUUCAUGAAGAAUUACUUUCUCACUUCGAUCACCGACCUCACUUCUCUAUGUCGUAAGGCCAAUGAACAAUUCAAUGCUCUCAAAUCACGUAUUAAGGAAGAACAAGAAAAAGAAGAUGACGGCAACGAGGAAGAUCUUGAUCUUGAUUUUAAUGGUGCUGCUGCUGUAGAGGAGGAAGAGGAGGAGGAAGAAGAUGGUGAUGUUGAUGCUGAAGAGGAGGAAGAAGAAGAGGAGUAUUCGAAGAAGAAUGUGUUGGCUGAGCUAAUUAAAUUUAUGGAAAAAGAGAAACAAUUCGAGAAGAAGGGAGAAAAUCUGGAUAGUCUUGACGAAAAAUGGAUGAUAAUUAAGGUGGUUGUGUUGGAUAAUUCUUUGCUGUUUGUUAGAUAUAUCAAAAACUUUACGCUGAAUUUUCUUGAGUCUAUCAAGUCUAUGGAGGAUAGAGUGGAAUUAAAAGGGAACUCAGAAAGUAUCAGAGUUGAAAUGCAAACUAUGGAGUACAAAAUGAAGUGUCUCGAAAUCUUUACGCAGAUCUAUCUCGAGUAGAUAGAUAUAGAUCAGCAUCAUUGAUCAUGUAAGUGUGUGGUUCCUUCAAUAGUCUCACGAAUGAAUGCUGAAGAUCUGCACUACAAUCGGCUCAUUUAUAAACAUCUAGUUGGCUGGUUUUUAUUUCUCCAUUUAAUAAAUAUGAAUUAGGCUGGUUUUUAUCUUGUUUUUAAUGAAAGUUUUGAAUUUAAUGUAUGAAAACUUUGUUGGUUAACAUUCUGAAAACUUCCCUUGAUAAUUUCA